AGAAGAGGGGAGGAGGAAAGAGGGGAAAGGAAGGAGGAGGAGUAGAAAGAUCCGGAGAAAAAGUUUGAAAGGAAAAGAGAGACGUUUCAGUGACCGGCCCCGGUAGAAAAGGGAGUAAGUGGAGGUUGAAAACUUGAAGGCACAAACAGCUUUUUAAAGUCUCUGUGCGUGCGCGUGCGUGCGUGCGUGCGUGCGUGUGUGUGUGUGUGUGUGUGGAUUUUACCGCCGCCGGGGAGCCGCUGGGCACGCGCCUGCUCCUUGUGUGUCGUUGUCGGAUUAGAUGAGUUUGACUUCACGAUGAGGAGCGACCCUGUUCUGUUCACUUCCAACAGGGCGAUGGAGGAGCUGGUGUGUGAGCUUCGUCUGUUCCUGGACCUGCUGGACAGGGAGUAUCUGAGCGCCGGGGUUCGAGAGAGGAAGAUGCACCUCUCCAACAUCCUGCACAGAGUGCUCUCUGAAAAAGAGCCUUCAUUCAAGUCUGAGAUCCACAGUGGUCUGCCGGCACCACCUCAGAUGCCCCUGCCUGAGAUCCCUCACCCCUGGCUGCCUCCAAACAAUGGCCCUCCUCCUCUGCCCAGCUCUUCUCUGCCAGAAGGCUACUACGAGGAAGCAGUUCCUUUAAGUCCUGGAAAGGCUCCUGAAUACAUCACCUCCAACUAUGACUCAGACGCCAUGAGCAGCUCAUAUGAGUCGUACGACGAGGAAGAGGAGGAUGGAAAGGGCCAGAAGAUGCGUCACCAGUGGCCGUCCGAAGAGGCAUCCAUGGAUCUGGUGAAGGACGCUCGGAUCUGCGCGUUCCUGCUGCGCAAGAAGCGCUUCGGCCAGUGGACCAAACUCCUCUGCGUCAUCAAAGAUAACAAACUGCUGUGUUACAAGUCCUCCAAAGACCACACCCCCCAGAUGGAGCUGACACUGUCGGGGUGCAGCAUCACUCACAUCCCCAAAGACGGCAAGAAGAAGAAGCACGAGCUGAAGAUCGUCCACCAGGGGGCGGACGCCCUGGUGCUGGCUGUGCAGAGCAAAGAACAGGCCGAGGAGUGGCUUAAGGUGAUGAGAGAGGUGUGUGUUAAUGGGAGUGUGGACUAUGAUGGAGCUGGAUCUGGAUCGCCAGUGCACAAACCCGAACUGGAAAAGAAGGCAUCAUGCGACAGGCCGAGCUCAGAUGGUGAGGUGACUCAUGAGAAUGGACACGCCGACUGCAAAGACCAAGGAAAAGGGAAGAAGAACUCAAAGUCAGAGCAGAAGACUGGGACGGUGGGGAAGGGAGCAGGGAAGAAGAUCACUAAAAUCAUCGGGCUGGGUAAGAAGAAACCGUCCACAGAUGAGCAGACCUCGUCAGCCGAAGAAGACGUACCCACGUGUGGCUACCUGAACGUGUUGUCCAAUAACCGCUGGCGGGAGCGCUGGUGCCGCCUGAAAGACAACCAGCUGCUCCUCCACAAGGACCGCGACGACCUGAAGAGCCACAUCGCCUCGCUGCCCCUUCGAGGCUGCGAAGUCAGCCCCGGCCUCGAUCAUAAACACCCCUUUGCCUUUCGACUGCUUCGUAACGGACAGGAGGUCGCUGUGCUGGAGGCCUCCUCCUCCGAGGUGAUGGGUCGCUGGUUGGGGGUUCUGUUAGCCGAGACUGGCUCCACCACCGACCCAGCCACCCUGCACUACGACUACAUUGACGUCGAGACCACUGCCAAUGUCAUCCAGCUGGCCAAGCAGUCCUUCUGUUUCACCAGUAAGCGUGCGGUCUCUCCAAACCCGUACCUGGACAACCCAGUCAAUGGCUACGCCUGCCCCACCGGUAUGGCUCUGCACUAUGAUGAUGUACCCAUCAACGGAACGGACCAGGAGGCGCAGUACUCCAGUCCCAACACAAGGGGGCGCCAGCUGAAAGAGGAAGUGCACUAUGAGAACGCUGACCUCUAUGAAAACAUGCCCUCGCCUGAGCUGGCCACUCGCCGUCCUCCCAAGCCUUCUUCCUCCACUUCUACCAGUCACUACAAAACCCCUGUUUCUAAAAUCUCUUCCAAGUUCCUCGCUGCUGAUGCUAAAAAUAAAGCCAGUGCUCAGCUGAAGGGAAAGAAGGGAACUGUUACCAAUGGGAUGGCAUCGAAACAGAAGGCAGAGCCAAAGAACCAGUCCAAGAAGAACGGAGUCAACGGGACCAACGGGACAGCUUCUCUGAAACGCAACAACUCCAAUGCAGAGCAGUGCAAGUACGGCAAGAACCGCGUGGAGGCCGACGCCAAGCGGCUGCAGUGCAAGGAGGAAGAGCUGAUGAAGAAGAAGCAGGAGAUCAGGAACCACCUGACCCAACUGAAGAAGGAGAGGAGAGACCUCCGCACCGCUGUGGAAGCUGCUGCCGGCAAACGUUCACACGCCUCGCUGUCGGAGAGGCUGAAGAAGGUGGAAGAGGACUGCAGGCAGAAGGAGGAGGAGCGGGUCAACCUGGAACUGGAGAUGACGGAGGUGAAGGAGAGCCUGAAGAAAGCCCUGAGCGGGGGGGUCACCCUGGGCCUCACCAUCGAGCCAAAAGCUGGCUCCUCUGGACUCCAGUCACCAGCAAUGUUGCGACGGACCCAGGAGUCCUCCCCAUUCUCCAGCUGUGACACCAGCGACACAGAGUCCUGCUCCCUGCCGGUCAACAGCGCCUCGCUCCUGCGCCGGCAGCAGAGCGGCCAGAAGCCUUCGCCAGUCCGGGGACACGUCCUCAGGAAGGCCAAGGAAUGGGAGCAGAAGAGCGGCACAUAAAGCAGCCAGCCCCUCACCUCGGUCUCACUCUGAUUUCUUUUUUUUCUGUUGAAGAAAUUGUGUAUAUAUUUAUUUAAAACUGUUCAGACAGUCUGAGAGCGUGUUGAGGAGGACACAAGCAUAGCAUCCACAUGAACCAAAACAAGUUGCUGCUUUUAGUAUACAGUCAGUACCACAGCAUACAGACACAGCA
This is a messenger RNA of Larimichthys crocea (large yellow croaker), 2938 nucleotides long. It is a transcript of the gene afap1, whose product is annotated as actin filament associated protein 1. Gene Ontology annotation, molecular function: SH2 domain binding; SH3 domain binding. The record is from RefSeq and is a predicted model, not a curated record. Gene Ontology annotation, cellular component: cytosol. The transcript is spliced from 18 exons. Bases 298 to 2745 code for a protein of 815 amino acids. NCBI's taxonomy places the organism in Eukaryota, Metazoa, Chordata, Actinopteri, Sciaenidae.